Molecule: messenger RNA, 564 nt
Organism: Ziziphus jujuba (common jujube)
Lineage: Eukaryota; Viridiplantae; Streptophyta; Magnoliopsida; Rosales; Rhamnaceae
Product: protein FAR1-RELATED SEQUENCE 5-like
Exons: 1
Coding region: 1-564 (187 amino acids)
Source: RefSeq, a predicted model, not a curated record
AUGGAUAAUGAUAGUUAUGUGAGUAAAGAUAUUAAUAUGUCAUUGGAAGAUGAAGGAAACAUAACUGGUCAAGAAAAAAUAGAAGUGAUUCAUUCUAAAAUUUUGGAUGAAAUGAUACCAAAAGUUGGAAUGGAAUUUAAAAGUGAAGAUGAAGCUUAUAACUUUUAUAAUGCUUAUGCUUACAAGGUUGGUUUUGGCAUUCGAAGGAGUAAGGGACAUAACGAUCAAAGUGGAAAGAUGAAAAAUAGAACUUUUUGUUGUUGUUGUGAAGGCUUUCGGGAAAAGGAUAAACGAAAUAUUAAUGAUAAAUCUCAUCGUGCUGAAACAAGAUUUGGUUGUUUAGCUAGAAUGAAAAUAAAUUUGGAUCAGACUGGUAAAUAUCGUAUUACCGAUUUCAUUGCCCAACAUACACAUGUGACAUCAACUCCUAGUAAAAGUCAUUUGCAUAGGUCUCAGAGGAAGUUAACUUUUGUCCAAGCAGCUGAAAUAGAUAUAGCUGAUAGUUCAGGAAUUGCUCCUAAAGCAAGUUUGGCGUUAAUGGCUAAGCGAGUAGGAGGAUAUUAA